GCCAGCCGGCGCCCGGGCGGGGGAGGCGGCGGCCAUGGCGGCCGGCGGCCCCUUCCGCUUCGCUCCCGCGCGGCUGCGCUUCGCCGCCGAGCACCCCUUUUUCGAGGACGGCGACGUGCACCGGCACCUGUGCUUGCGGGACGCGGUGGCGAGCGCCGCGGAGGCCCCCGAAAGACCCCGCACUUCCGAGAUGUUUUGCCAUGCCACUGGAUGCUGCCAGGUUUUCCACACCUUGGAAAGUUAUGAGCAUCACUACAACGUGCUGCACAGGAAUGUUUGUUCUUUUUGCAAGCGCUCCUUCCCUUCACCGCAUUUGCUAGAUAUUCAUAUUCUGGAAUGGCACGACUCCCUUUUCCAAAUGAUGGCUGAGAAACGCAACAUGUACCAAUGUUUGGUAGAGAGCUGUCCACAGAAGUUCAAAAGCAGCAAAGACCGUCGAGAUCAUUUAGUCAAAGUUCACCAGUACCCAUCUGAUUUUCGCUUUGAUAAAACCCUGAAAUGUAAAAGCAGCACAAAGCAAACGAGGCCUCCAUUGAGCGAGAGCAGUGUGCCAAUGGACGUGAACGACGGGGAUGGCAAGCAGGCAGCGGCGGAUGCCAUGGAGCUGGGUUCCAGCGAGCCUGCUGUGGAGCACACCCUCCCACCUGCUGAGGAGAGGGCUUUGCAUGCCCCAGUGCCUGAGAAGCGGCUCUAUAGGUCCAGAAUCCCACGCACUAUUUGCUUUGGGCAAGGGGCCACCCGUGGCUUCAGAUGCAGGAAAAACCAGUCCUGAGGGGCCAGUGCACAGAUCACCAAGAGCCUUUGGAGCACAGAGCAGCAGCUGUGUACGUGAAAAAUAUGGCAAUGAGACACUGUGGACUCCCUUCUGUAGGGUGAGGGAGAGGCAUGGGCUGUCCUCGGACCUUGAACUGAGGCAAAGCAAGCCUGGCGGAAGUGAGCCCCUGCGCCUCCUGAGGGAGGCAUGUGAUGGAAGCGUACCAUUCGAGAGCUGCCAUCUUCCGCUGGAAGCUGCUUGUGGAACGCAGCGCUAUUCAAUACUUCUGGAAGUACGGGAAAUGAAAGUUGUCCAGAUAUUUUUAUAAUAAAAUGUUCAGCGCUGCUGGAUGGUGGGCAAAGUA
Varanus komodoensis (Komodo dragon) is the source of this 1118-nucleotide messenger RNA. It is a transcript of the gene ZNF511, whose product is annotated as zinc finger protein 511. The record is from RefSeq and is a predicted model, not a curated record. NCBI's taxonomy places the organism in Eukaryota, Metazoa, Chordata, Lepidosauria, Squamata, Varanidae. The coding region runs from base 35 to 772 and encodes 245 amino acids. The transcript is spliced from 6 exons.